AUGUCAUCUCACGGACGCAAUCCCGGCAAUCCAGGCGAUAUGCCGAGCGCCUUGGACACUCCCCAAAGCUCGAUCAUUCUCGAGUUCCCUGAGGAGCCUCUUGGUGCCACCCCGAUUGGGUCCAAGUGCAGCUUCUGUACGAAGGAUCUGCCUGUUCAGCCUUGCCACAGCUACAAGGCAACCCCGAUCCAACUUCCAUGCGGCUGUGUUAUGCACUAUGGCUGCAUCUUGCUGUGGUUCGAGACGCAGGCGGCGAAUCCGGCCCCGCCUUCAUUCAAGAUUCGCCUGUCCUGCUUCAACUGUGGGGGGAUGAUCGACCAUCCGGAGCUCGUCUACCGUGAAGGCGAGAACGAGCCCUAUGUCUACGCAGUCUGUGAUGAGCAGCGUCGUGCCAUGGUCCUCACCAUCACGCUCGUCCUCCCGCGUUCGAUGACGGCGACGUGUGACCCGAAGGACACGACCUUCGGUGACCCUAGCCGCGGCUUCCCGCAAUGGCACGACGGCCUCUAG
Molecule: messenger RNA, 510 nt
Organism: Diplodia corticola
Lineage: Eukaryota; Fungi; Ascomycota; Dothideomycetes; Botryosphaeriales; Botryosphaeriaceae
Product: ring finger protein
Exons: 1
Coding region: 1-510 (169 amino acids)
Source: RefSeq, a predicted model, not a curated record